This is a messenger RNA of Trichosurus vulpecula (common brushtail), 3025 nucleotides long. It is a transcript of the gene ALDH9A1, whose product is annotated as aldehyde dehydrogenase 9 family member A1. Gene Ontology annotation, molecular function: aminobutyraldehyde dehydrogenase (NAD+) activity; 4-trimethylammoniobutyraldehyde dehydrogenase (NAD+) activity. The transcript is spliced from 11 exons. The record is from RefSeq and is a predicted model, not a curated record. NCBI's taxonomy places the organism in Eukaryota, Metazoa, Chordata, Mammalia, Diprotodontia, Phalangeridae. The coding region runs from base 18 to 1577 and encodes 519 amino acids.
GCCGCCACCGCCCCCUCAUGUGGUUCCUCCGAGUUGGGCCCGCGGCUGCAGCUGCGUUUGUCAGAGCGUUUCUGCCCCCAGGUUGCGCCGCCAUGAACACGGGCAGCUUCACGGUCUCGCAGCCCCUCAAUUAUCGCGACGGGAAACGAGUGCAGCCCGCCGACGACUCCGGCACGGAGAAGGCGUACGAGCCAGCCACAGGCCGAGUAAUAGCUACUUUCCAUUGCUCUGGAGAGAAGGAAGUAGAUUUGGCAGUUCAGAGUGCAAAAGCUGCUUUUAAAAUAUGGAGGCAAAAAUCAGGCAUGGAGCGUUCCCGAAUCCUUCUGGAAGCUGCUAGGAUAAUUAGAGAACGGAAGGAUGAAAUAGCUACUGUGGAAACCAUUAACAAUGGGAAAUCUGUCUUCGAGGCGCAGUUAGAUAUUGAUUCUUCUUGGCAGUGUUUAGAGUAUUGUGCAGGCUUGGCUGGUUCCAUGGCAGGUGAGCAUAUCCAGUUGCCUGGCGGAUCAUUUGGCUACACCAGACGGGAACCUCUUGGGGUAUGUGUUGGAAUUGGAGCAUGGAACUACCCUUUCCAGAUUGCUACUUGGAAGUCUGCCCCAGCUUUGGCUUGUGGUAACGCCAUGAUCUUUAAACCCUCUCAGUUCACGCCUGUGUCAGCGUUGCUGUUGGCCGAAAUCUAUACCGAAGCUGGGGUGCCUCUGGGGCUCUUCAAUGUAGUGCAAGGUGGAGCUGCCACAGGCCAGUUUCUGUGCCAGCAUCGUGAUGUGGCCAAAGUUUCUUUCACUGGGAGUGUGCCCACUGGCAAGAAGAUCAUGGAGUUGGCCUCUCAAGGCAUCAAACCUGUCACCCUGGAGCUUGGAGGCAAAUCUCCCCUUAUCAUUUUCUCGGACUGUGAUAUAGAGAAUGCUGUGAAAGGAGCGAUGAUGGCCAACUUCCUCACCCAAGGCGAGGUGUGCUGUAAUGGCACAAGAGUAUUUGUGCAAAGAGAAAUUCUGGAUAAAUUCACAGACGAAGUAGUAAAACAAACCCAAAAGAUAAAGAUUGGGGACCCUCUUCUGGAAGACACAAGAAUGGGCCCCCUUAUCAACCGACCACAUCUGCAGCGUGUCCUUGGGUUCAUUGAACAGGCAAAGAAACAGGGUGCUAAAGUAUUGUGUGGUGGAGACUUGUAUGUUCCAAAGGAUCCCAAGCUAAAGGAUGGAUACUACAUGAAACCUUGUGUACUAGGAAAUUGCAAAGAUGACAUGACCUGUGUGAAGGAAGAGAUCUUUGGGCCGGUUAUGUCCAUUUUACCCUUUGACACAGAAGCCGAGGUCCUGGAAAGAGCUAAUGACACCACCUUUGGCCUUGCAGCUGGUGUCUUCACAAGGGAUAUCCAGAGGGCUCACCGAGUGGUGGCUGAGCUUCAAGCUGGAGUGUGCUACAUUAACAAUUACAAUGUUAGCCCGGUGGAAUUGCCCUUUGGUGGCUAUAAGAUGUCAGGAUUUGGCAGAGAGAAUGGCCGUGUGACAAUUGAGUAUUAUUCACAGCUAAAGACCGUCUGUGUUGAGAUGGGUGAUGUGGAGUCUGUAUUCUGAUGAGCCGAGGCAGAGAUCUGUGAAAACAGCACCACGUGGUGGGGUCACAAGCUGAACGUCUUGACACUGAGCAUGACUCAACACUAAUUGGGACCUGGCCCUAUUCAGCCUUUGGAAUUCUGGUCCUUCAGGGGUAGAGAAUUGAGUGACACUCUUUUCUCAGCCCAGGGUUGUCUGUUAAAAACACAUAAUAACAUUUUCUACAGAUUAACCAAAAGAGCUGUGAUUUUUCUCCAGUGUGAAUCUGUACAAGACCCUAAAAUGCCAACUCUUUGCUCUCUCUAGGAGAGCAGAAAUGCCUAGAACUUGGAGAGAUUAGAUCCAUCAGUGGUAUUUGUUGCUUCUCUUUAACCCGUUUAAAAAUUACUAAGGUGAUAGUUUUGCUUAGUGACUAUUUUUAUUAAAUAUCUAAUCCAGGGUCAGGGAACCUGCAGCCUUAAGGCCACAUAUGGCCCUCUAGGUCCUUGGGUGCAGCCCUUUGACUGAGUCCAAGUUUUACAGCACAAGUCCUUUCAUUAAGGGGCUCUGUUCUGUGAAGUUUGGAUUCAGGCAAAGGGCUGCACUUGAGGACCUAGAGGACUACCUGUGACCUCAAGGCUGCAGCUUCCUCACCCUUGUACCUAGUCUCACCCUGUUGUGGAGAUAGCUUAGUAAAAAGUAGAUAGUCAUCUCUCCUGCUUAAUACAGUUAUUAAACUAUAGUAUCGAACAGAGUUUUUAACAGUAGUCAUAUUAACGACUUUGCUUAUUUUCAGAGCCGUUAUGGAAGUCUCUGACUUCCUUGAGAUAUCCUCAUCUGGCAAACCCUUACCAGAAAGUUUUUGUGUGUUAGUCUAGGAGUGAAGCAUUCAGAUUAAGCUAAAGCAAAUAAAUCCCAGUGGAAUCCCAUUAUAUGAACAUCUAGCUUAUCUGAAUUUAGAUAUAUAUGAUGAGCAAAAACAGAGAGAGAGGGAGAUAACAGUUUUACUAGUUCAGGACUUCAGUGAACCUGUUCUUUGGAAGAGAGUGUGUGAUGGGAGCCGUGAGUUUGCUGUUCUCUGUUUCAUUUCCCACAUUCCUCCCUCUUAGUUUGAUUCUACAAUUAUAUCUUCUCCCUGUCCCUGUGUUAUUCCAGAAGCACCUCUUCACUAGACAUGGAGACAGUCUGUUCCUUCUGUUUAAGCUGGUUGAGCUGAUGGGACAGAUGGCCCUACUUCCCUUCCCUGAGAUUCUUGGCCUCUGCUGAGUUUUCUUUGUUUUCCUUUUGUAAUGGUGAUGUAGGUGGUGGAGUGAUCACUGCUUAAUAGAAUCCCACUUCUAUGUGAAGCCUGUUGAAGAGUAUUUUUCCUAAUCAUUAAUUUUCCUGUUUUGUUUUUCUUCUGUUUGUGUAGAAGUCCUGGUUCAGUUUCUGUCCUGAUCAAUAGCCUGACUGGUCAUCAUGAAAAAUAAAAUUUGCAAGCACAUCUGAGA